CAUCAUUAAGUGCCGCGUCGACGGCCUAGUAGUGCGACGUCAACACUCUGGUCGCCACUAGAGUGACUUCUUUUUCUCCUUAAUCUUGACUGUAGACUAUAACAUCUUCACAAUAAACCAAGACAUUAGCUUUCAAUCGACAUUAUCUCAACUACACGAUCAUUCUCGUCAUCAUCGAACUCGACUCGUGCAACUUCCUCCGCGGAACAUUGCAAACAUGGACUCCUCGCCCUCAGCCCUGAUCAAGUUUCUCCUUCCCAAAACACCGUUUUUAUUGAAGACGGCACUAUGGCACUCUAUAUCCAUGUCCCCAACGUCUUCGAAAUGGGACCUACGCACGGAAAUGACGGUCAACAUGCUUCGCGACAUGCUGGGCCCUAAUUCCACACCAACACCCAUCUCAAAGCUACAGCGUCUAACAUGCAAGGACCCAGGUGUCAAGGGAAAGGUCUGGGUCAGCAAGGUUCAACAGAGCGCACCAGAAGAAGACGAUGUACGGCAGAUGAUGUUCAAAGCUAUUGAAGAUAUGGGAACCGGGGAAGAGGCCUGGACGAAGCCUGAACAGCGGCCUUUGGAAGCAGAAUGGAACGGGUACCGCGCAGAUGCCAAGAACGAUGAGCCAGAACCCUCAUCCAUGAGCGAGGCAGAAAAGUACGAAAAUCUGGUAAAGGAAACGAAGAGUAAAGUCACAUUACUCUACUUCCACGGCGGCGCAAUGUACCUCCUCGAUCCAGCGACAUCGCGUCCCCUCACAGGCCGUCUCGCCAAAGAAACAGGGGGCCGCGUCUUCUCCGUUCGGUACCGCCUCUCGCCCCAAGGUCCUUUCCCCUCUGCGCUACUAGAUUGUUUCACAGCAUAUCUCACACUGCUCUCACCGCCACCCGGAUCCUUCCACGCGCCCAUCCCCGCCAGCGAAAUCGUAUUCGGGGGCGACUCAGCAGGCGGAACAUGCUGUACCGCCUUACUCCAACUACUCCUUCAAAUCCACCGGAGCACGCCCGCCGGCCAAACGCCCAGCGUCCGCUUCCACGGCAAAGACGUUGAGAUUCCCUUACCAGCCGGUCUUGCCCUGUCGUCACCUUGGAUGGAUAUAACGCGCAGUCUGCCCUCCAUCGAAGGAGGAGUCAAGUACGAUUACCUCCCUACGCCCAGCCAAGUGGAUUCCCGCGAGUUCCCCAAAGACGAUGGCGUGUGGCCCUCCAACCCGCCGCGCGCAGACCUUUAUUGCGAGGGUAGUGCAUUGAUGCAUCCGCUGGUGAGCCCUCUCGCUGCAAAAGAUUGGUCCAAAGCCCCACCGCUUUUCUUCUCUGUGGGCGAGGAGAUGUUGAGAGAUGAGGGGGCUGUUGUGGCUCAGCGAUGUGUGAAGCAGGGUGUGACGGUUGUGUGGAGAGACUUUGAGGCUAUGCCGCACUGCUUUGGCAUGCUGAUUGAGAGUAAUCCCGCUAGUGCCGUUCACUUUGAAGAAUACGCCGGGUUCUGCAGGGAUAUCGUUGAAGGUAAGAAGGUACAGAGCAAUGGUGUGUUUAUUAAAGCGAAGACCUGCGAGAGGAGUGACAUGGAUGUUACGAGUGGGUUGACGACGAUUACGGAUGAGGAGGUGGUGGGGUACAUGCAGAAAGGGAAAAACAGGAUCGAAACAAAGUUCAACAAGGGACAGGAUCCAUCUAGUGAGAGGCCUAUGCUCUGAGUGAGGGUGUGCACUUUUGUCGAUUCGAGUCGUUCCGCGGGUUUCGAAUAUUGGGGCGUUUCUUGCGGAUAGACUUUUUUUUAUGGGGAUAAUACAUCAAUUUCGAAUGUUUUCAUGGCUGCAUUAGUCAUACUUGUAAGAAUUUUAGAUGGUUAUGGUUCAAUAUCCCCUUCGCUUG
This is a messenger RNA of Alternaria alternata, 1865 nucleotides long. RefSeq names its product acetyl-hydrolase. The transcript has a single exon. Gene Ontology annotation, molecular function: hydrolase activity. Lineage: Eukaryota; Fungi; Ascomycota; Dothideomycetes; Pleosporales; Pleosporaceae. The coding region runs from base 305 to 1687 and encodes 460 amino acids. The record is from RefSeq and is a predicted model, not a curated record.